Messenger RNA from Oryza sativa Japonica Group (Japanese rice), 7843 nucleotides. RefSeq names its product protein SMAX1-LIKE 3. The record is from RefSeq and is a predicted model, not a curated record. NCBI's taxonomy places the organism in Eukaryota, Viridiplantae, Streptophyta, Magnoliopsida, Poales, Poaceae.
AUAUGGACUCUAUAUUCUUCAUCCAAUAUAUAUUUUUUUAUUUCGAAUUUUUUUAUUUCUAAAUUGUAUUUCUAGAUGGACUCUAACCUCUAUAUUUAAUUUUUCUUAUUUUUUAAUUCCGAAUUUCCAUUAGUUCUAUUGUAUACCGACAUGGACUCUAGUCUUACCUUCCUAUAUUCCUUAUUUUUAAUUCCGAAUUUCAGCUAUUAUUAAAAUUGUAUUUCUAUAUGGACUCUGUUUUUUCUUUUUCUUAGAUUAAUGUGAGAAUUUCUAGACCAUGAGAGCGAACGUGGAGGCUUCUUUUUCUAUUCCUUUAAUAAUAUAAUAGAUUUCAAAGUCUUUUGGUGUACUAAUCCCUGAUCAGGUAUACUUCAGUUAUGACUGCCUGUUGGCUAUAUAUACAAUAUAUGUCUUUCUUCUGGAUAUUUACUUGUUUGUAUUCAAAGUCUUUUGUCAUGUAUUCCUUGUUCUUAAUCUCAUAAGAGCUCAUACUUUCUGCUGUCAGGGGAUUGCUCUGAGAGGAUUAUUCAUCAUUGACAAGGAGGGUGUGAUUCAGCAUUCUACCAUUAACAACCUUGCUAUUGGCCGUAGCGUGGAUGAGACGCUUAGGACCCUUCAGGCCCUACAGUAUGUCCAAGAAAACCCGGAUGAGGUUUGCCCAGCUGGAUGGAAACCUGGGGAGAAGUCAAUGAAGCCUGACCCCAAGGACAGCAAGGAGUACUUUGCUUCUAUUUAGACAUUUUAUUUACAUUCAUGGUCAAGUUUUGCCAUAGCCUUUGUUGGGUCACACAUUGCUCUUAUGAUCGAAAUUGCAGUUAUGUGGACACAUUGACUUUCUGCAAAUAAAGUUUUGUUGUGUUUCAUUUUGGAUUUGUUCUGCUCCCAUUUAAAAAGGAAAAUUCAACCAUUGAAAAAUAAUCUUAUUUGAUUCUAGUCACCUUUUUUAAGAAAUGCUAGUUAAGGUUUUAUGCAAGAAGUUACUUGAAGCUGUGUAAUGUUUAAUAAAAUGUUAUUGGCUCUUUUGUACCUGGAAGCGUUUCAAUCUAAAUGGCAAGCACAUUGCUUAUAAAGUGGAACAAGAAGUCCUCCAUUUUGCGCUCUUGAGGACGGCCCAGUAUGCCAGCCUAGGAAGGCAUGAACACCCUGGCCCAUAUGUGUCUUAACUCUUACUCAGGAAGUCAUGAGAAAACAAAGUUAGGUAAAUUAACAAAAUGGAACCCCAGCACAGAGUGGACAGCACAGGGCUGGAAGCAAUCAUCUUCACCGGAUUUCUGCCGCUCCAAACCAUCUGAAUAUGGUUUAAGAGUACUCCUUUCCCCUAACUUUAUGAAUGACUUCUUUUUUUUUCUUAAUAAUAAACAUGAUAUUCCUCCUGUUCUUAUCUCAAUAAGCUGAUCAAUGGCACUGUGGCACAUAUUUAAUCUCAUAUAAAAAGAAUAAAUCAAGAUAAUAGUAGCACUAGUACUGCAUAUCCUAAGCCACGCUUAUAAUUACACUGGCAGAACCACAAGCACUUUUUCUUCACCUUGGAGGCCCCUGGAGUGGUAGUGUAGUGCUCCUGCCGCAGCUUCUGUGCUGCACCCAUUACCAGUGCGCCAGGGAUAUUAAAAUUGGGAAGCUUUUCUGCAGAUAAUGCCACUCAUGCACUUUUUAGCAUCCCCUCUUGCUCCACUUUAAAAAGCUGCUUGCAGCAACACAAUGCUUAGGGUUAGUUUAAUUCCUGGGCAUACCACAACUCCUUUGCCAUGUACAGAUCUAAUACAGCAGCCUAACUGCCUUAUGUAACUAGAGAAAGAAAAAGAAAAGGAAAGAAAGGAUCAAAAGAAGAGUAUGCAGUGAUUACGGUUUCUUUUCUGCUUUCCUCUUUGUGUUUUCUUUUGCGGUAUUUUGCUCCUCUCUGUUCCGGGGUCGAUCCUCAAACUGUGUAUAUACUUUCCUCCUUGAAGCGCUCCUUUUGGGGCAAUGGCUUUGUGAUGAUUAGGGCUUGGCCUUUUCCUCCCCUUUUGGGCCAUAUGUGACCAAAGCUUUAUUUGACUGACCACUUACCACUGCCUCGGAUUAGUUUGAACAGACCAUGCUUUGCAUAUGUAGCGUGUAACACAUUGAUACCAGAAUCCUAUAAAGAAGGUGAAAGUUUAUCUGUGCAGAAACUAUAUAAGAGUUUCGAAGUAGUCAGUAAUCACUACUAGUCGCUAUAUAUUGGUUUUGUGAAAACUCAACGACAUCAAUGCGAGGCCCAGUUCUGAUUGUUGUGAAGAGGCACAUACACCAUUGCACUUCACUAGCUCGUACAAGAUGAUUGAGAAAUGAAUGGGGAUCUGUUGGGAAGGCUUGAGGGGGAAGUCAUUUUUGAUACUUUGUUUUUGCUGGCUGUUUAAUCGACCCCUUUUCCCUGUUCGUAUCCCCAUAAAGAACUAUGUUCUUGCACGACUUUUGAUGCAAAUGCACGCAGUAAUGACCGGUCAAUGAUGCUGUAAACGUGCUUUUAACUACAUACUUUGGCUUUUGCCUGACAGUUAAUUCUGCUUGUAGUAACACUGCAGUACAACAGAAUAUUUGAGCGGCGCUUAUAUAUGUCAAUAAUCAUGCAAUUAAUAAUGAUGCAAAUAUAUUCAUGUUGAUCUUGAUCAGUGCUAUCUUUGCCAUAUAUUAGUAGUAAACAUUUGUUCUGUUCACUCGUAGAUUCGGCACAUUGGCACUGAACCUUCAGCAGUUGCCUAAACUUAAUUAGUGAAUGUUUCAAUUUUUGUGUCUAGUAAUGUAGUCUGCUUUUUAGGGAACAAGAAUGCUGAAAAGCCCCGGCUUUGCUGAACAGCAUGUGGCUGUUUUAUGCAUUACUGCUCCUAGUAAUUGUGAGCGAUUCUAAUCUUUCCAUGCAUACACACAUACAGUCUACAGAGAGCAUAUGGGCAAUAAGGGGACGCUUUAUUCCAUAUACUUUGAGUCUAGAGAGAAAGAGGCCGUACACAGUUCCCGAUUCUUUUAGGGCACAAAGAUCUCUCUCUCUCAGAAAAGAAAACCAAUUUAAAUGGGCCCUCUUAAAAGAUGAGAGGUCACUGCAGGCCACAUCAGAUCGUAUCGAUCACAUAAAGCAUCAUAUGUUGUAUCGUCAUCAUUGCAACAUCAGCCCCAUUUCCCUGUUAGUAAUGUGAUCAAUCGUAUCAGUAUACGACGAGCAGUGAACAGGUAUAAAAGUAUGUAUGUACUUCCUUCAUGAUGAAUAUAUUGAUUGCCCUCUCUUAAAACAAAGGCUAUGCGGACGUACUAUACCUGUGCUACAUUAUAUGCAUCUUUUCAAUUUGAUGUAUUUUCAGCUAGUGGCUGUUUAGUUAGAUGCAUGGGUCCUAGACAGACGUGCUUCUAUAUAUGUACAUGUGUGAUAGAACAAAACUGUACAUAUGUACUCAAUUCAUUAUGUUGCUUGGGGUAAAUUUAGUUCUCAUCUAGAUACCUACGCCAAUAAUUCGGUUUACCAACAAUUAUCCCAUACCAUUGUUUCUUUCAUUCUCAUCAUUUUCUCAUGAAUUUCUUGUGCAUGUAUCCUUAUCAUUUUAUCAUGAAUACCACUUGUCACAUAUGUCCAAUCGGGGAAUAAUGAAGUUGUGGUAUGAAGUAUAAAUUUAGAUAUUAUACUGAUGGGUAAGGGAAGAGAAUACACUGAGAUAGGUAACCUGUCCCACCUGAACAAUGUAUGAGAAAAGGAGAAAUAACCUGCAAAAGAUAAGUGGCAAAAGCUGUUACUUGUAGUUUUGCUAUGGAUCGUUCCUUUCGUUUUGUUUUAUUUUUGCACUAAUAGGUUUGGUGGGAGAUGUAUUGGUGUUUACAUAUGGUGACAUGCAUGGAGCCAUGGAGAGGUAGGGAAGGCAUAAAUUCUAUCAGGUAAGAGUUGCAGCAAAGGUUUGUCUCUUAUUACUAAAUAUAGUAUCCCAAAGUAUAUAUGGAUUCUUCAAUUUGCCAUUUUACUAUCUAGUUGCAUAAAGAUUAGAAAGGAAGAUUCCACAACUAUAUAUUAUAGUGACAACUCACCAAACAUGGUUGUGAGUUAAUUGUGCUGCAUGUCAUGAUAUUUUUCCCUGAGAAAAUGGAGACCCUCUGAAAUAAUGAAAAAAAUUUCAGGGGUUAUGACAUUAUGUUUACCUUAUAUUCACACUUUACUGCGCUUACUUUGUUACAUGGAACAAUUAUUCUUGAAAAAUAUCAUUACUAAGGCACCUUGUCUGCUCCAAUGACCAAUGCACACUUGUCAUUUCACCAAAUCCUUCUAGAUCAGGUUCUAAAUUUUAUGGUCGCCCGGCUUUGCGCACUUUGAUGCAGGAACGCAUAGAAUUUAGCUCAGGUCAUUCUUUAGAGGCAGCUGAUCAUAUACAGAAGACUAGUCACAAAGAUACUGUGCACAAUCCAUAUGAUCUCCUAGCUAGCUACCCUCUGCAUGAGAAUGUGAGAACGCCUUGCUUGAAACUUGAGACUUGAGAGAGAUAGAGGGGAAAGCUGGGGGGCCUUUGUAUCUGCUUUGUCAGCACAUGCAUUCUACCUAGCCAACUUUUUCUUUCCCACCACAAAAUCCACUUUGGACCCUAAAAAUUAUAGCCCAAAGAGAAAGAAAAAACAACUAUGCAGCCCUCCCUAACAAGAAAAGCACAAAUCCACACACCAUAAUCUCCUCCUUCCUUCAACCUCUGUACCUUCUCACCCCCCCUCUAGCUACUCAAAAGAUGAACAUUCACCAACAUAUAAAGCAGCACUGCAUCCUCCCACCACUUGCAGGUUGCAGCUGAAGCAGCAGUGACCUCCGUCCCCCUUCUAUAUCUGCACAUCUCAUUCCUUCUCCUUUUUCUUCUCCUCACACACUACCGUUGCCACAUCAAAUCGAUAGAUUACUAGAUUAGCUAGGUUCUUGUAGUAUACGUAGCUAGCUAGGUGGUGUGGUGUACGUGUGAGAGAUGAGGGCCGGGGGGUGCACGGUGCAGCAGGCGCUGACGGCGGAGGCGGCCGCCGUGGUGAAGCAGGCGGUGACCCUUGCGCGGCGGAGGGGCAACGCGCAGGUGACGCCGCUGCACGUGGCGAGCGCGAUGCUGGCGCCGCCGGGGGGGCUCCUCCGCGCGGCGUGCCUCCGGUCGCACUCCCACCCGCUGCAGUGCAAGGCCCUGGAGCUCUGCUUCAACGUGGCGCUCAACCGCCUCCCGGCCUCCGCCGCCGUCGCCUCGUCGCCGCUGCUCGGCGGCCACGGGCACGGCCACCACGGCCACUACUACCCGCCGUCGCUCUCCAACGCGCUCGUCGCGGCGUUCAAGCGGGCGCAGGCGCACCAGCGGCGCGGGUCCGUGGAGACCCAGCAGCAGCCGGUGCUCGCCGUGAAGAUCGAGCUGGAGCAGCUCGUCGUCUCCAUCCUCGACGACCCCAGCGUCAGCCGCGUCAUGCGGGAGGCCGGCUUCUCCAGCACCCAGGUCAAGGCCAACGUGGAGCAGGCGUGCAGCACCACCACGGCCACCAGCGCGCCACCGAACCAAAACCCUAACCCUAGCUGCACCGGCGCCGCAGCCACCGCCACCGCCACCACCAGCCCGGCUCAUCCUCCGGAGAUCAAAGCCAAACUGCCACUGCUCGACAUGCUGGCGCGCGACGAGGACAUCGCCGCGGUGCUCGACUGCCUUGCCCCGGCAGCGGCUGGCGGCCGGGGCGGCGGCGGCAGCAGGAGGAGGGUCGUCGUCGUCGCCGAGAGCACGGCCGCCGCGGAGGCCACGGCGCGCGCCGCCGUGGACAGGGUCAGGAGAGGGGAGGCGAAGCAGCACGACGCGCUGCGUGGCGCGCAGGUGGUCAGCCUCCGCGUGUCGUCGUUCCGCGACAUGCCGAGGGAGGAGGCGGAGCGGCGGCUCGCCGAGCUCCGGUGCCUCGUGAAGAGCCGCGGCGCGCGGGUGCUCCUCGUCGUCGAGGACCUCAAGUGGGCGGCCGACUUCUGGGCCGCCGCGCACGCCGGCGCCAGGAGGGUCGGCAGCGGCGGCGGCGGCGGCUACUACUGCUCUGUCGAGCACGUCGUCACCGAGGUGCGCGCCCUGGCGUCGUGCGACGGCGGCAUCUGGCUCGUCGGGUUCGGGACGUACCAGACGUACAUGAAGUGCAGGGCGGGGCAUCCGUCGCUGGAGAGCAUGUGGGGGCUCCAGACGCUCGCCGUCCCCGCCGGCAGCCUCGCGCUGAGCCUCACCUGCGCCUUCGACGACAGCGCGCUGGGCGCAGUCAAUCAGUCCAUGAAAGCGAGCCCUCACACCACCGAUGGGAACCGCCCGGCGCCGUCUUGCGGGCCGCUUUUGGGCGGCAGCCACCUCCUCUCCAGAUGCUGCGGCGGCGACUGCUCCGCCGCGACGACGACGCACGAGCACGACACCAAGGCGUCGUUGCCCCGCUCCUUCGUGUCGUCGUCGAGCCUCCCUUCUUGGCUCCAGCAUUGCCGCGACCAGCAGCUGCAGGAGUCGACACAUUUCGCGGAUCUUGGCAAGACAUGGGGAUCCAUCUGCGGCAAGCCGUCUCAGCGGAUGACGCUGCAUUUCUCGGCGCCGGUGUCGCCGGCGUCCUCCAUCUCCUCCUACGAGCACGGCCACGGCCACCAGCAGCAGCAGCACCAGCCUCACCACUCGUGGCUUCUCGCCGACCUCGACGCCAAGCACCCAUGGAAGCCCAAGCGCGAGGACGACGACGACGAGAAGGCCAAGUCGCACGACGACUGCUCCGGCGCCUCCAAUGGCUCGGUGGAGGUGGAGUGCCGUUCCAGGUUCAAGGAGCUCAACGCCGAGAACCUGAAGCUCCUGUGCGCCGCGCUGGAGAAGGAGGUGCCGUGGCAGAAGGAGAUCGUCCCGGAGGUGGCGAGCGCCGUCCUCCAGUGCAGGUCCGGGAUCGCCAAGCGGCGGGACAGGUCGAGGUCGACGGAGGCGAAGGAGGAGACGUGGCUCUUCUUCCUCGGAGGCGACGGGCACGGCAAGGAGAGGGUGGCGAGGGAGCUCGCCGGCCUCGUCUUCGGGUCACGCAAGAGCUUCCUCUCCGUCAAGCUCGGCGCCUCCUCCUCCUCGCCGUCCGCGUCGGGCUCCACCGAGGAUCACCACCGGAGCAAGCGGCCGCGGACGACGACGACGUCGUCGGCGAGCGAGGCCUACCUCGAGCGGCUCUACGACGCCGUCUCGGAGAACCCGCACCGCGUCAUCCUCAUCGAGGACGUCGAGCAGGGCGACCAUCGCUGGCAGGUGGGCGUCAAGGAGGCCAUCGACAGAGGGGUUCUCCGGAGCCAGGCCGGCGACGAGGUCGGCGUGGGCGACGCCAUCAUCAUCCUGAGCUGCGAGAGCUUCGAGGCGAGGUCUAGAGCUGGCUCGCCGCUGAUGAACAAGAAGAUGAAGGUGGAGAAAGAGGAAGCCAACACAAGUGAUCAUGAUCACAAAUUAGAAAUCGAAUCAGGCGCCCCCUCUUCUUGCUUCGAUUUGAACCUUGACAUGGAGAGCGAUCAAGCAGCAGAUGAGCUCAGCUCCGGUGAUGUCUGUCUGCUCACGGCGGUCGACCGGGUGCUGCUCUUCAGAAGGCAGGAUGAAAUGUAACACUAGUGUACAUGAAGGAUCCAUGUUUAUCAGCUAGGGUAGCUAGCUCAUUGCUCGUCUAAUUAGAUUUUCCUUUCAUUUGUUUUGAUGGUUUUUUUUGUUUCUAGUAUUAACUUUGGCUUUAGAGGAUCAUGGCAUUGGUGCGGUUGGACAAUGGCAUAUUAUGAGCUUCGUUAAGAUGGAGCUCUGUUAUAUAUUUGUGGUGGUGGUGAUCAAAUAUAUUUUCAUCUACACAGCGGUUUGGAUAAUGGGUAUAACUAUAUUUUGAA